AUGCAACUUUUUUGGAAAGAAACUAAGGGCAUAUCAACGGACAUUUCAAAGAAACCUUCUUACGGUUACAUCCCAUUUUCGCCGGGAACUGUAGGCAUCUCGGUUUCUCUCGGCUCGGCCGGGGAGAUGUUCCAAGGGUUCCCCGGAGACCUCGAUACCGGCUCCCGCGGAAGCUCUUCACCUUCUAUAGAGUCACAGUACCUGUCCUCAGUGGAGUCCUUCGGGAGCCCGCCCACCACCAGCGCUCCACAAGAGUGUGUAUCUGCGGCUGGAGGGGUCGGGGUGGGUGGUGGAUCAACUGGCAGCGGGACUGGGGUGGAGAUGCCUGGUUCCUUUGUGCCCACGGUGACUGCCAUCACCACCAGCCAGGACCUGCAGUGGAUGGUACAGCCCACUCUCAUCUCCUCUGUGGCCCCCGGGCAGAGUGGCACAGGCACCUCGACCAUGACCCAGUCCGUGGCCCUUGACCCCUAUGAUCUGCCUGGUCCUAGUUUCUCCUCUGGUCCUGGCUUCACCCCUCCCAGCUCUGACACCCCCGGCCCUGUUCGCCAAUCUCGAACCCGCAGCCGCCGUAGCCGAGACGAAACACUGACUCCGGAGGAGGAGGAGAAGAGGCGUGUUCGACGAGAGAGGAACAAACUGGCAGCCGCUAAAUGUCGGAACCGGCGACGUGAGCUCACUGACAGACUACAGUCGGAGACAGACAUGCUGGAGGAGGAGAAGGCAGAGUUGGAGGCAGAGAUCUCGGAACUGCAGAAGGAGAAAGAGCGUCUGGAGUUUGUGCUGGUGGCUCACCAGCCUGGCUGCAAGAUCCCCUUUCAGGAUCAGCCGACUGCGCAGCUCCAGCAGGCGCAGCAGCAGACAGCCUCUGCCUCUGUGGUGGGACUGACUAUGAAGGAGGACACUUUCUACCUGCCUCCCGCCUAUUCAUCUCAUCACCAGCACCUACACCGCCAACAUCACCCUCACACGCAGACGCAGCAGACUCAACCGUCCCUAGAGCAGCAGGAGCAGCAGCAGCAGCAGCAGCACCCGCAAGGAAUGAUCCAGGAGAGGGAGCCUGCGGGGCCAGCGCUAACCAGCGAACCAGCAGCAGCGAUCAAUCCUCUGAUUCCCUGAACUCACCCUCGCUUCUCGCACUCUGAGAGCUAUCCCCUUUUCCCUUA
Chanos chanos (milkfish) is the source of this 1166-nucleotide messenger RNA. It is a transcript of the gene fosb, whose product is annotated as FBJ murine osteosarcoma viral oncogene homolog B. Gene Ontology annotation, cellular component: nucleus. The coding region runs from base 1 to 1119 and encodes 372 amino acids. The transcript has 7 exons. Gene Ontology annotation, biological process: regulation of transcription by RNA polymerase II. Gene Ontology annotation, molecular function: DNA-binding transcription factor activity, RNA polymerase II-specific; RNA polymerase II cis-regulatory region sequence-specific DNA binding. The record is from RefSeq and is a predicted model, not a curated record. NCBI's taxonomy places the organism in Eukaryota, Metazoa, Chordata, Actinopteri, Gonorynchiformes, Chanidae.